This is a messenger RNA of Rana temporaria (common frog), 8677 nucleotides long. It is a transcript of the gene XIRP1, whose product is annotated as xin actin binding repeat containing 1. NCBI's taxonomy places the organism in Eukaryota, Metazoa, Chordata, Amphibia, Anura, Ranidae. Gene Ontology annotation, biological process: actin cytoskeleton organization; actin filament organization. Bases 326 to 7261 code for a protein of 2311 amino acids. The record is from RefSeq and is a predicted model, not a curated record. Gene Ontology annotation, cellular component: stress fiber; focal adhesion. The transcript has 4 exons. Gene Ontology annotation, molecular function: actin filament binding.
ACAGAGUUGCAGGUCCGGACAAGGACACAGGGAGCUGAUCAACCUACUUGGGGACUUUCUUUUCAUCACACUCUGGACCUUGCCUCUUUGUAUGAGAAAAUACGUGAAUUUCCAGAAAAGCAGCAUCACAGAAGCUUUCAGCAAAGAAAAGCAGAUCUAUCCCCUCCGUGAGGGAGCAAUCACAAUUUUUUAUUUUCAUUAACAAAUUUAUUAAGAGGACUGUCAUCAUACUUUAAAGACAUCUGCUGGAUUUUGUGGCCAAUCAAAAACCAAUCCAGAAGACAACAACCAAACAUUCAGAAUAGACGCUUCUUGAGUUUUAAAGAUGGCAGACAACAUCAUGAAGUUAUCUCAAGAAAAGAAGCUUGAUGCUGAUCUACCUUUACCACCUCCCCCCGAAUCAGUACAUCAUUCUGUUACAGUAACUGGUGCACAAGAUCAAAGCAAUUUGCCUCCACCACCACCAAAAGAGUCAUUUUCUAAGUUCUAUGAGCAGCGACAAGCCAAUGAGGUAAAAAGACUUUAUCGCCAUAUGCAUCCAGAGUUGAGGAAAAAUUUAGAACAUGCUGUGACUCAAGACAUUAAUGAAUUAUUAAGCACAGCAGAUGAGCCUAACCAACCAACUUCAGUCAAUCUGGAUGCAGCGUUGCCAGUGGAGGUGCAAUCCAUGCGUUGGAUCUUUGAAAAUUGGAAUCUGGAUACUAUUGGAGAACAUCAAGGUAGUCGGAAAUUGACUGAAGAAGAGACUGUACUUGGGGGAAAUGUUAGAAAUACGUCUCAAAUGUUUCAAGGUCAGACAUGUGUAGAUGGUAGCAGGUCCUCUCCUGUCAUGCUUGGGAAGGAUCAAAGAACAGGUGAUGUGAAGACAGCCUUGUGGCUGUUUGAAACCCAGCCACUUGAUUCAUUAAACAAAAUCUAUCCCGAAGACACAGAAGUUCAAGAGGCGGUUUUAAAAGACCCAGUGGAAAAGGGUGAUGUGAAGGGCACCAAAAUGCUUUUCGAGACACAAUCUCUAGAUGGGGUGGGCCGCUGCAACUCUGUAGAAGAACACAAUAUCCUUCAGCUCAAAUCUGAAAUACAAGAGAUGAAAGGAGAUGUGAACAAAACUAUUAAAACCUUCCAGACUGAGCCUCUCUGUGCAAUCAGAGACAAAACAGGAAAUAUUCAUGAAAUUAAAUCCAUUUGUAGGGAAGAAACACAGAGCAACAAUGUAAACACGGCAAGAUGGUUGUUUGAAACCCAGCCCUUAGACACUAUUCACAAGGAUACCUCCAAAGUUCAGAUUAUAAGAGGGAUUUCCUUGGAGGAGAUCGCUAAGGGGGGAGUGAAUGCAACUAAGUGGGUAUUUGAAACUCAACCCUUGGACACAAUAAAAGAGCACAUAGAAGAAGAAUUCCAGGCAUCUGUAGACACAAUCCAAGGAGGGGAUGUCUCAAAUCAAAGCAACGUAUUUGGGAAGCAAUAUCUGAACUCUAUAAAUGCCAACACUGAAAGUAAAAUUUCAACCACAGAAGAAAUAGUUGCUGGUGAUGUGAAGUCCACACUAUGGCUUUUUGAAACACAACCAAUGGAGACACUCAAAGGAAGCAUGGAAUUUAGCGAGCUGAAAAAAGUUGAACUAUCAAGUGAAGAAAAGGGAGAUGUCAAACAAAGGAAACAUGUGUUUGAAACUUGUUCACUGGACAAAAUUUCCCACAAAGAAGAAGAAUCUAGUGGGCAGACUGAAACAGACAUAAAAGAUAUUGUUAAAGGGGAAGUGAAAUCAUUUAAAAAUCUCUUUGAAACACUUCCGCUGGAUAGCAUUCAAUCCAUUAAGAGUGUUCAUGUUUCUAGCCAGGAAGACAUAAACGUAGGAAAUGUGAAGGCAACUCAGGCACUGUUUGAAAACACACCACUGUAUGCCAUUGAGGACAGUUUGGGCAAUUAUCAUGAAGUCACAUCUGUCAAUCGGGAGCAAAUAGUUAGUGGUGAUGUUAAAAAUUACAAAUGGAUGUUUGAAACAAAACCACUAGAUCAAUUUAAUGAUGGCACCCAAAAAGUUGACAUCAUUAAAGGUAUUACUAAGCAAGAGACUGUCUCUGGAGAUGUGGGAACAGCCAGAUGGCUCUUUGAAACUCAGCCUGUUGAUGUAUUUUCAAAAGAUACACACAGUGCACCCCAGAAAGAAAUGUUACAGAAAGGUGAUGUGAAGAAAUGCAGAUGGCUGUUUGAAACCCAGCCCAUUGAUAUAUUAUAUGAAAAAUCAGAGAAACCAGAAAAGGAAGCUUUAAUCCAGGGUGAUGUUAAGUCCUACACUUGGAUGUUUGAAACUCAACCAUUAGAUUCCAUCAAAGACUCUGGAGAAUGUUACAUAAAUGUGAGCAGUGCUUCUCAGUGUGAUUUAGAAGGUGUCAAUGUGAAAACAACCAAACAUUUGUUUGAGACUGAACCUUUAGACAGUGUUUCCUCUUCUAGCAAGUUCCGAAAAGUGAUCCGAUACACAAGUCGUGUUGAAAUCCAAUCAGGUGAAGUCUCGAGAGUGAAGGAGAUUUUUGAAUCAAUGCCAAAUGAACAAGUUGCUUUACUGAAAACAGAUAUUCCUACAGAAGAAAACAUACACGUUGGUGCUGUAAACAAAUUCACCUGGCUUUUUGAAAACUGCCCAAUGGAUUCUAUAAAAAACAACAAAAAUGGGUUUCAAGAGCUACCCCUAGAAAAAGAUAUCCAAUAUGGUGAUGUUGGAGGUAAAAAAUUCAUCUUUGAAACCUAUUCAUUAGAUCAGAUCCAUCAAGAGUUUGAUGAGAAGGAGAUUAGCAAAGUACAAGAAGCUCUCACCACUCAAGGAGAUGUAAAAUCCUGUACCAUGCUUUUUGAAUCCAAGCCACUGUAUGCUAUACAAGACAAAUGUGGCGAAUACCAUGAAGUGACAUCAGUAAAAAAAGAAGAAAUCCAGAAAGGAGAUGUGAGCGGUGCAAAAUGGCUGUUUGAAACGAAACCUCUUGAUAGAAUCAAUAAAGAUGAGGAAGUGUUUGUUAUUAGAGCUGUCACACAAGAAGAUAUUGAGAAGGGCUGUGUUAAGGCUGCAAGGUGGAGAUUUGAAACAGAACCACUUGAUACCAUUACUGAUAUUGAAAAACAUGCUGUAAGAACAGUUGAUGACAUUCAAAAGGGUGAUGUCCAAUUAAAUAAACAGCUUUUUGAAACAGAACAAGUUAGCCAGAAGAAGUAUGUACGACUGGUUAGUGUUAGUGAUGUUCAGAAAGGAGACGUUAGAACUUCUACAUGGCUCUUUGAAAACCAACCCAUUGAUAGCCUGAAAGGGGAGGAUCAAGAACAUCAGGGGAUAAUAAAAGUGCAAAGAGAAGAUAGCCAAAAGGGCGAUGUCAAGAGAUGCACUUGGUUAUUUGAGUCUCAACCACUGGAUAGCCUAAAAGAUACAGAAAGUCCAGAUACUCUUCACACCACAGAAGAUAUUCCAAAAGCUAAUGUAAAAAGCACCACAUGGCUAUUUGAAAGUACACCUCUUGACAAAAUUGACUUGAAACAUUCAACUAGUAUUGAACAAAGAGAAAUAAACAUAAAAGAUACCCUUGAUGCAUUUUUCUCACGCAAAAUUAUUCAGAAUAAAGGAAUUGUCAUAGAAAACAUCCACGGUGGGAAUGUGAAAAUGAUAAAAUAUCAGCUAUCAACACAAACUAAUGUGGAUAUCCAAAAGGAAGAAACCGUUGGUGGAAACCUUCAAAGAAUACUUUUACAGUUACUCCACAGAGCUGAUGUUGAACCUCAUGGGAUCCUGGUUGAAGAAAGCGAUAGCAGACAUCUACAAAUGAUCAAGUUAAAUCUAUUAAAUACAGUUCAGUCAAAAGAAGACAAAGAGUCUGUCAGGGAUGAUGUAGAAAAAGCCAUCAAGAUAUUGCUGAAUGAAGAUGACUCUCACAAAACUGGCAUUAUAAUGGAAGAGUCAGAAAGAGGCUCUGUAAAAAUUAUUAUUUACUCUGUUUCAUCACAUUGUAAAUUUAAUGAGGCUGGUGAGGUUGUUGCCAAAGGGGAUGUUAAAUCCACUAUUGGCUCUCUCAUUGCUUGUAGCCAGGACAGCCAACCAAAAUUCUCAGUGUCACGUGAACAAAAUGAGAAAGGAAAUGUUCAAUUAUACACAAGCUGCAUUGAGAAAGGUGAUCUGGGGUACCUAAAAAGUCUUCAAGCAGAGUCAGAAAUAGAUGCUCUUACACUAUAUGAAAGCAACCCUGUUCAUCAAGAAACUGCCACAGAGCAAAAUAACACAGCGAUACAAAAAGACAACCAAAGCACUAGAAGCUCAGAAUGUGUAUAUAUUACAUCCCCCCCUGUAUUUCACCCUGUACAACCUCAGCAACAGUUGAAGAAAUGCAUAACAGUGAAUACAGCAGAAGCUAAUAACCAAAAAGCUACAACAGGGUGCAAAGUAGAGAAAAAAGACAUCACUCUGAAUGAUGAAAGACAAAUCAGCUCCACACUGCAGAAAUCUGCAGUCAGCAAACACACAACUGAAGAAAAGAAGCAGUCUACAUCACUUAAAGAAUGUUGUGUUGGGGGUCUCGCCUCCAAUACAGUAAAAGACACUUCUAGAGAUACUAGUGAUCUUCAAGCUGCAUUGUUGGAUCUGCGUCAAAUCACAGCUGAAGCGAAAAGCAUUCAAAAACAGGUUCAAUGCAAAAUCCAGAAAACCAACAAAGAAGUUGAAUGUACCAAACAGGUUGUAAUGGAGAACACUGCGCAACCCAUUCAAGCAGCAAUACAUCAAGAAUGUGCAUCUGCAAAGCAAACCAUAAGUGUCACAACUAAAGCUCAAGAAACACGGACAUCUUAUGCAAGUCUUCAGAAAUCUACCACCUCCACAAAAAAGGUCAGUGAUUCUGGAAAGGAGGAGAAAGAGGCUGCUAAGGGGAGUAGGGAGGUUUCUGUAGAAAGAACUAACAGUAUUACAGAUAAUGCUGAGUCACCCAAACAAGCAAAAAAUUAUUUAAAUCCCUUUAUUGAUGAUGAAUAUAAAACACAAUUAGAGCAAGAGGAAAGAGACCAAGAUAUUGUCAGAGGAGAUAUAAAGGCAGCAAUCAGAGCAUUACAGAAUGCUUCAACAGAACAAAGACUAAUAGAAAAGGAAGAAGUUGUAAGAGGUGAUUUAACAUCUGCCCUGCAGUCGCUCCAAAGCUCUAAUGUUAAUGUAUCAAAGGGUGACUUUAAAGCUGCAAUGAUAUACAGAAAUGCAGGUCAGUCUUAUGCUGCUAGCAAAAGAAAGGAUAAUAACCAGCAGAUAAAAAAUGAAGCUCUCAUUAAGUCGGUACACCCAUCUGACAAUGACUCUCCUCCUUCUUCAGCUACUGUAACUGGACAAGAGAAGUACCAACCACCCAACACAAGUGAUGCUGAUGCAACAAAAGAUGACUCUGAAAAGAUGAAUGAUUCUGUAUUGAAGUUUGCAGAGCCCAUUAACCAAAAGGCAAGUGAAAACACAUCUGACAAGAAUGUGAACACAAAAAGUCCAACACAAAGAAAAAAGCCAGUGCCACCACCAAAGCCAAAACAUCUUCUCCCGGGGAAAUGUCCCCCACCUCGUCACCGAGCUAAAACCCCCAUGACUUCAACACCAGCUUCAUCUCCACCACCUACUACUCCAACUGAUAACUGUUCAACAAUUUUACAAUGCAAUGAGCUCGAACAGGCCCAUGCUUAUUCUGGUGGUCCAUCUAAGUUUUCUAAAUCCAAAAAAGACAUGCCUACCGAUAGUAUAAACAUGACAUGCAAUGAAAAAAAUACCAGUGCCACCAAAAGCCAAACCUUCGAGGAUGAAUUUACAUUAAUGACAAAAACUCAAAAUACUACACCAGUCAGUGAAGUAAAAGCUUCUACAGCACAACCAGAACAGUUAGAACCUAUUUUAGAAGAUAAAUCCAUAAUCUACCAACCUUUAGAAAAUAAAGAUAAUGUAAUAGACAAGACAAAUAUUACAUUAACUGAAACAAGUGAUAGUUGUAAUCACAGUGAUAACAAAGGCGUUGUAAUGAGGGCAAAGAAAAGAAAAGAAACAGAAGAUGAAAAAUGGAAACGAUUAUCUAUUCAUAUGGAUGAAAUUAUGAAGGAUAAUGUCAAAGCAGCAACAGACAUUUUUGAAAACUUGAAAAAGCAAGAUGAACUUGAGACAAUUUUGAAAAAAGUAGAAGAACUGGAAGAAGAGGCCAGUAAUGUAGAUAUAAAGUCUGUGAAGGGUUUAUUUGAGACUGUUCCAGAAUGGAUCGCAACCGAUAAGGAAAAAGAAACUCCACAUCUAAAGCAACAGGAAGGGCACACAAAUGAAAGCUUUGAGAUGCUAAAAGAUGAUGCAGAAAGUGUCUCGUCAGUGGAACUUGCCUUUGAGGAUCUUGAAAAGGCAAGUGCUGAAAUAAAGAAUUUAAAAGAACAGACAUUAGCAAGGCUUCUAGAUAUUGAGGAAACAGUUAAGAAGGCCCUAUAUUCAGUUUCAAAUUUAAAAUCAGAGUCUGAUAUUGCAAGUCUUUCAAGUCUUUUCCGUGAAUCUCUUGAAACCUCAUCAAAUACAUCUCACAAUAUUAGAAAAAUUAGCAUUGUUUCCAGUAAGUCAAAACCAGAGAGAACAACACAAUCAUUAGGACAAAAAUAUGCAUAUACUAAGAACCACCUAGAAGUAAUAGAAAAUAAGAAUACAGAGCUGGAGGUGAAUGCUAUUCCAAGUCGCCUGUCUCCUACAUCCCCUUCAUUUAUAAGCAUAGAAUCUACAGCCAGAAAGUCAACACAACAAAAUGGAAACUGUUCAUCCUCAACAAUGAAUUUAAACAAAAAUGGUCAAGAUUGCACAGAUCCAUUCAUCCAGUUGAGUAUUUCAGGUGACAAUGGUCAAUCUUCCUCAGCUGGACUUCUUGGUAUUCCAGCAGUUUAUGAACCUAAUAACACACCAUCGAGUCCUGGCUCUCAAAGACAAAAAAGUGUUCUAGAGCUGAAGACUGGACCUAAAGUAAUUGGAACGACAAUAGUGACAGAAAAAUAUGAACAAUCUGAUAAUUUUGGCAACACAAUUAUAAAGUCCAAAACAUCUACAACAGUAACUAAACAAUCUGACACUCAGAGUUCUUCGACGUAUGAAGUCGUAUCGGCUGCUCCUCGGUUUGAGCUGACUGCCUCCCCUCUUCUUGGAAGACAUGCAAUGCCAUUACCAGAAAAUUCCAACAGUAAAGGAAAUGAGACGGGUGUUGUGUUUGUUACUUUUGCCAACUCAAAACCAGCCAAAAAAUAAUAUUUUACUGGAAAGCCCAAGAACACAUUCUAAUUGUAUACUAAAAUGCUCUGGUCAUGUUAUACAAGACUGCAAUAGAUUGUAAUACCCGAUAAAUGUUAACUGAAGAUUCCUGCUAAUAAGAUUAUGCUCAUGUUUUGCAGCCAAAGUCUUUAUUAGUAAAAAAAAGAGUGGCAAUGUUCAUAUUCUGACUCCAAAAUUUUAAACUUUAAGUUAUUUUAUUGUCAGUUUCUUUAAACAGUGUUAGCACUUUCACCAAAUGAAGCCUACACUCUGGGCUACAGAGCAAAUGUUCUAUGCCAAAUGUUUCAAAAGGAAAAUAUUUUUGCCAUUCAAACAGCAGUAUUUAAUACUAAGUGUAGAAUUUCUUAGGAGACAAAGGCCCAAUUAUUGUAGGUUAGAACAACUAUUUUGCGUAAUUUAGGUCAGGAAUUUAUUUCCUGCUUUGUCCAGAUUCAAUAUUGCUGUAGCAAAAUGUACUAUCACUGGUACGUGUAUUUUUUCAAUAGGGAGAUGCUGUCUAGCUAUAUCACUAUAUGGAUAAGAAAAACACACAUUGAAAAAAAAAUUAAAUAUUGAAAAUAGCUUUAAAAAUGAAAGUAUAUCUAAAGUCCAAACCAUUUUUUUUUAAUGGUUAUAAUGGUAAUCGAUUUUUAUUGAUUUUUGCAAUAACAAAACGUGGAAUGCAAAUAAAUCAUGGUGUAGUUACUGACACAAUCAUGCAAGAACCAACGUCAAUAAGAUGAGUACUUUAUACAAGUAAAGUUAUUAUCAGGCAUUAGUGUAAACUACAACAUGCUGAAUGGAAACACAGAGAAAUUGCACAUACACAGUGGCUCAAAAAAAUAAGAUCUCAAUAUAGGUAGCAGUCAGGCAGUGGGAAUAACAGAAUAAGGGGGGAAAUAAACAGAUCAUUUAGGAAGAGAAAAAAGGUAAUGCAAGAGGGAAGAAGCAGAAAGGCAGGGAGGUGAUGGUUUAGCCCUACCCACAUGCCAGACAGACUACAAUCCAUUCCAGCUGGGGGAAAAUGUGUGAACCACAUGGUACCACAUGGCAGAAUAUUUUUGCAUUGUAUCGGUUAUCCUCGCCUCCACUUUCUCAUGUAGCAUUGUUUGUGCGAUACAAGAUUUGGCUUUGGAAAGAGUAAACCCAUAUGAGUGCCCCAUAGCAAGUGGUGGGCACUCUUUGGCUUUGCCAAUUGUUUGUUUAGCAGCUGUGGACAUGUUUUUUUUAUUUUAUCUCUGUCUCAUUAGGGAGAUUUACCUUCAUUUCACAUUCUGUAGACUCAAAGGGAAGUCAGGGGAUAUCUUUCUAGUAAUCUUUUCAGUGAGGGAAAUACCCUCUAAAGCCUCGUACACACGAUAGGUUAACCAGAGGACAACGGUCUGAAGGACCGUUGUCAUAGGUUAACCGAUG